Molecule: messenger RNA, 774 nt
Organism: Pterocles gutturalis (yellow-throated sandgrouse)
Lineage: Eukaryota; Metazoa; Chordata; Aves; Pterocliformes; Pteroclidae
Gene: GMEB1
Product: glucocorticoid modulatory element binding protein 1
Exons: 6
Biological process (GO): positive regulation of transcription by RNA polymerase II
Cellular component (GO): nucleus
Molecular function (GO): RNA polymerase II cis-regulatory region sequence-specific DNA binding; DNA-binding transcription activator activity, RNA polymerase II-specific
Source: RefSeq, a predicted model, not a curated record
ACCCCAGCACCAUUGAAACGAACGAGGAGAUCGAGAUCGCCUAUCCCAUCACCUGCGGGGAGAGCAAAGCCAUCCUGCUCUGGAAGAAGUUUGUCUGUCCAGGAAUUAAUGUCAAGUGCGUGAAGUUCAACGACCAACUGAUCAGCCCGAAGCAUUUUGUUCACCUGGCUGGGAAAUCUACCCUGAAGGACUGGAAGCGAGCCAUUCGCCUCGGAGGAAUCAUGCUGAGGAAGAUGAUGGACUCGGGCCAAAUCGACUUCUACCAACACGACAAAGUUUGCACCAACACCUGCCGAAGCACCAAGUUCGAUCUCCUGAUCAGCAGCGCCCGAGCGCCGGUGCCGGGGCAGCAGAGCGUGGUGCAGACCCCGACCUCAGCUGACGGGAGCAUCACCCAGAUCGCGCUGUCGGAGGAGAGCAUGGAGGAGGGGAUCGAGUGGAACUCGGCUCUGACGGCUGCCGUCACCAUGGCCACUGAGGAAGGCAUGAAAAAGGACACGGAGGAGAUCUCGGAGGACACGCUGAUGUUCUGGAAGGGAAUAGCCGAUGUGGGGCUGAUGGAAGAGGUCGUCUGCAACAUCCAGAAGGAGAUAGAAGAAGUCCUGAGAGGUGUCCAGCAGCGGUUGGGUCAGUCUCCCUUCCAGAUGACAGAUGCCGCGGUCCUGAACAACGUUGCCCACACGUUUGGCCUCAUGGACACGGUCAAGAAGGUUCUGGACAACAGGAAAAACCAGACGGAGCAAGGAGAGGAACAGUUUCUUUACGCGCUGGCAG